Pleuronectes platessa (European plaice) is the source of this 1354-nucleotide messenger RNA. RefSeq names its product calcium binding protein 1a (gene cabp1a). The transcript is spliced from 7 exons. The coding region runs from base 145 to 1350 and encodes 401 amino acids. The record is from RefSeq and is a predicted model, not a curated record. Lineage: Eukaryota; Metazoa; Chordata; Actinopteri; Pleuronectiformes; Pleuronectidae. Gene Ontology annotation, molecular function: calcium ion binding.
GUGUGCGCGCUCCUGCUGCGCUGCUGCCGCACAGCAACCAGGUGGAGAGAUGAAGCCCAUCUCCAUCACGGGCCGAAGAUGGAGAGAAGACGGCGAAUGAUGGAGGAUCACCCCAGCGAGACGGAAUAGAGCAGACCCGCAGCUAUGAGCUCCUCCUUCCCCAAAUCUGAAUCCACGACCUCCUUGUUGAAAUCGUCGGCGGCGGCGAGGAGACCGACACACCUCCCUCAUGAGCGCACAGCAGAGAGCCGGAGAAGUCAACACCCGCAGCAUCAGCAUCAGCAUCACCACCGUCCCGCCGCCGCGCUCCGGAGCACCGGCAGCAAAGCCGAGGAGUCCUUCUGGUCGGCCGAGUGCGACGUCAGCGCCCGGAGACCCCUGUGCCACCCCUCCCUCGUCGGCAGCCGGGACAGUAGUGAUCACGCAGCCACUCGGGACAAGUGCAAGUCUCAUGCCCCGACCCACGGCCAAGUUCCCGACCCGCCGAACAGCGGCGAGGCGGGCCGAGGUGUGAGGGAGCGCUGCAGGUCCUCCAAACCCACACACCGGCACCACCACCGCAGGAAGCACACCCAGGAAGACCGUCCCCCGGCGGCAGGGGCACCCGAGCCCGAGCAUGCCCAUCGCUGCCCCACUCAUAGCAGCCCGGUCCCCAGGGUGCCCUCGCUGUCGGACAGCAACGACGACAGGGCGCCUCUCUGUGAGCCGAGGGACCGUCGGCGAGCCGGUUCGGCCAACAGUGCAGGAGGCCAGGUCCCCAGUCCCUCCCCGUCCUCGUGCUCCCUGGUCCCGCUGUCCAGCAGUUCAUCCCGUCGCUCCCGGAGGUCCAGUGCCGCUUCUUCUGCAUCCGAUGUCCAUUUACGCACGGUCCUCAAUUCACUCUUUGGCCAGGACAGAGAGCUGCGGCCAGAGGAAAUGGAUGAGUUGCGCGAUGCUUUCAAAGAGUUCGACAAGGACAAAGAUGGUUUCAUCAGCUGCAAAGACCUGGGAAACUGUAUGAGAACCAUGGGAUACAUGCCCACUGAGAUGGAGCUGAUUGAGCUGAGCCAACAAAUCAACAUGAACUUGGGAGGUCAUGUUGAUUUUGAGGAUUUCGUAGAAUUGAUGGGUCCAAAGCUCCUCGCUGAAACGGCUGACAUGAUUGGAAUAAAGGAGCUGAAAGAUGCAUUCAGAGAGUUUGACACUAAUGGAGAUGGUGCCAUAAGCACAUCCGAGCUCCGAGAUGCAAUGAGAAAGCUGUUGGGUCAACAGGUGGGUCUAAAGGAAGUAGAAGAUAUCCUGCGGGAUGUUGACUUAAAUGGUGACGGGCUUGUUGACUUUGAAGAGUUUGUACGCAUGAUGUCUCGCUGAGAUC